Molecule: messenger RNA, 550 nt
Organism: Diabrotica balteata
Lineage: Eukaryota; Metazoa; Arthropoda; Insecta; Coleoptera; Chrysomelidae
Source: the annotation of a GenBank genome assembly
AACCAAUCACUAUUACAACAAGAUAUCGAUAUUAUCUGAGAUACUUGAAAAUCUAAAAAUUUCAGAACUUAAAAAUAGAUAAUAUAUAUAGAUGUAUGGUAGAAUAAUAUGAUGGUUAUUCUAUAUCAACUCUUGGUUAUUGCAACAAAUUACAACAUGAUUUUGAAAACUGUGCUCCUUUUAAGCUGUGUAGCUUUAGCCACUAGCAGCCCUAUUGGAACAUGUCCAACUAUUGCUACUAUUCCUACAUAUCUUCCUGAUUCAGUGGACUGUGCAGUAUUUUAUGAAUGUGAUAACGGACAUCCAGUUGAGUUCCUCUGUGCUCCCGGAACAUACUUUAAUGAUGAAAAAGAUCUUUGUGAAGCUCCAUAUCUCGUUGAUUGUGGCACCAGAUCAACUACAACAACAACAGCAACACCAGAAGCAGCUUAUUAAUUAUCUGAAUUAUCCAAUAUUCCGGUAGCUCAUAAUUUUGUAUUGUAUAAAGAUUAGUCGCGUUAAAAGUUCCUAUAUAUCUUAAACUAAUAAAAGUCUACAUUUUUUUACUUGA